Molecule: messenger RNA, 4776 nt
Organism: Malaya genurostris
Lineage: Eukaryota; Metazoa; Arthropoda; Insecta; Diptera; Culicidae
Gene: MICAL-like
Product: MICAL-like protein 1
Exons: 10
Coding region: 641-3847 (1068 amino acids)
Molecular function (GO): protein binding
Source: RefSeq, a predicted model, not a curated record
CAGUAGCAGUAGUGUUCGGUCUUGCAUGGGACGAUGCUGAAGUACUACACGGCAAAUGGCACGCGAGUUCAAAAUAGUUUACUUUAAUUACCGAGUAGGAGUAGCCUAAUUAGAAAAGUGAGAUAUUCCAGCAGUGCCUUUGAGUGAUUGUUCGUGGUCAGUGCAGCAGUGAAGAGGCGACAAAAAAUAAACGGUUCCAUUUGACUGGAGCCAUUAAGAGAGGACCAUUCUCUUUUUUUCACGCUUAUAUCAUCCGAGACGUGUUUAUACUGAAAAGUUAUUAAAGAGAGUGUGUAGUGGAAAAGCCAGUAUAGUAGAAACAAGACAAAAAAAUUGUGUCCAGAUGUUUAUGAUUUUAUGCACAUGAGAUACCGACCAUUUUGUGCAACAAAGUACAUGCAGUGCGCCGUCCGCUCAAGUGUUAUUAGUCGGGCUGGUGGGUUUUUAUUAAAUCAGCGCUAAGGUCUAGCGGCUCCAACGAAGAUAAAACAUAAAAAAUAUAAAAGUGGAGGAAAACCAAAACGAACCGAACCAGGCAAACGAGAGCCACACAGAGCACUUUCCAUUCUCAUGCCACUGGACAGCGGUUUGCAGUAAAGAAAAAGUUGAUGUUGACUAAUCUUGUUUUAGAUACCUUAGUAUGUCAGAACGCCGCGGAACGAAAGCUCUAGAACUAUGGUGUCGGCGCGUCACCGAGGGAUAUAAGGAUGUUCGGAUCACAAACAUGAGCACCUCCUGGCGUGACGGCCUUGCAUUCUGCGCAAUAAUUCACAAUUUUCGUCCGGAUUUAAUAGAUUUUGCCGGACUUAGCAAAGAAAACAUUUAUGAUAACAAUGAAUUAGCAUUCACCAUCGCCGAGAAACAUCUUGCGAUACCCUCGUUGCUUGACCCAGCUGAUAUGGUAAAAUAUGAAGUGCCUGAUAGAUUCUCCAUACUAACAUACCUGUCACAGUACUAUCGAGUAUUCAGCAAUCAAGAGCCGACGAACAACAACAAAAAGACAGCAGAGAAAGAACCAAAAUCUGAGGAUUUCGAUCCUAAGAUGGCAAAUUCCAGCGGAUUCGUCGGUGUUCCCAAGCGCGAACCAUGUCGCAAAUGUGGCAAUCCUGUGUUCUUUGCCGAGCGAAUAAGUUUCGAACAAAAAUUGUUUCAUCGAUCCUGUUUAAAGUGUGCUCGAUGCGGAGCACAGUUGACCCUGGGAAGUUUCUACGAAACGGAAACCGAUGGAGAAUACUGCUGCGAAACGUGUCCGGACGAAGAAAUUCAGUUGACCGAAAGGCGUCGUUCGAUGCCUACAGAAGACGGGGUAACAACGGCAGUGAACGGGGGCAGUCGGGAGAAUAUACGGAUCAGCCGGAGCAGUAAAUUACUGGAACGAAUAUCUUUCUUCGAAUCGGCCCCUCUCAGUGACGAGGAGAAGACGUCAAACCGAGUACGACGCGCUCAAAUGAGUAGCUUUCUGAAGAGUUCUCUAGAUGAAGAAAACAAGUCAACUGAACCCGUUAAUUGCGAUCCCGACAAAUUAGAAAACCCUUCCGAAAGUGACGAUGAAACCGAAUCAGAAGAUGAACCACCAGCCCCUCCUGUAUCAGACCCACCUCUGGCAGAAUUGACCCCUGGUGAAAUUGUACAGAAUGAACCAGUUUUAAACAUAUCAUGUGAAGAGGUACUUAAUCGUUCUAAUGAAAAUACUGAAGCAUCGCCUAACAAUCCUGAUGAAAAUCACGUCGAAGUGAAGGAAUUUGAAGAAUCUCUUGAUACAUCUGACCAACAAGACUCUGAAAACGUUGAGAUUAAUGGUAGGGAUAUAUGUCUCGAAAUUGAAAAUAAUCAUGACAUUGACAAUAGCGCCGUGCAAAUAGAUGAAACGACAACCAACGAUGAAUCUAAGGAGCAGAUGGCUAGUGAUACAAUUUCAUUCAACAGUGUGGAUUUGAAACAAGCACAAACAGAACAGACAGAAUUAGCUGAGGCCUUGAACGAAGUAGCAGUUAAGGAAAAUAUCAAAUUAUUAGCAGUAUCGGAUGAUAAUGAGGGAGUUGAAAACGACAGUGAAAAUACGGUCAAGAUAAUCGAUGAAGUGCCUAAACUCGAAGCUAAUGUAGUCAAUGGUCAUCCUAAGGAACCGCCAAUAAUUACAACAGAGGAAGUUGAAGACAGUUCCUGUACAGAUGCACAAAAUAUGAAAUUGAAAGAAGCAUAUCCAUCGGAUUUAAAUCCGUUUGGAGAAGACUCCGACGAGGAGCAUACUCAGCCUAAUACUAAACCAGUUCCUUCUGCACGAAGAAUCAGCACAAAUCCAUUCGGCAGCGAUGACGAUGAAGAAUCUCAGCCGGUGAGUGUGAAACCACCGAGGCCACCACCCCCAAAGAUAAAAACGAAUGUGCCAGCGAAUCCGUUCGACGACGAAGUGGAUGACGAACAGGAAAGUGAAAUCGUGCCAGUUAUUGUGAAGCCAUCACCUAGAAGGACACCGGUUCCAACGCCAAGAAAGCAGCACAAUCACAAUGAUUCCAUUAGUUCCAUGGAAACGUCACUAAUGUCAAGUCAGUUUGGUGGUUCAAAUAUUUCGCUUGCUUCAUCCUUAGAUAGUGGUCCAUCAACGACCAGUCGCCGUAAGAAAUCAAAAGCACCCGAUAUACCACUCGCCAUUACAAAAUCAUCCUCUGAAAAUUUAUCGUCUAGUGCUGCAACGACGCCUCGCAAGAAACGUCCAGCUCCAGCGCCACCAACUCUAUCGUCCACUCCGAAAGAACCGGAUUCCAACUCAACCCAGCGAUUAAUUGCGUUGGAUGCUAGUUUAAUAAAUAAUGAGAACGAUCCAUCGGAAUCGAUGAACAGGGUAUCGAAUACGGAUUCGGUGGUAUACAGGCGAACUCUUAUUCCGUUUAAGGUUGACGACGAUAAUCUUUCGUUAGAAGCAAAUACAACUAGUGAACGACAGUGGGAAAAAAUGAAAGAUAAUAAAGAAGCGCAGAACCGGAAUCGACAAUCACAGACUUCGCCGAUCGGCUCCAACAUCGAUUCAUAUAAUAGCUUGAUUUCCAACAAAUCCCAACAGGGCAAAUGGAAAAGACGUAAAGGUCCGGCACCAGCGUUACCGGUACCGUUACCGGAACGGAAGGCUAUCAAAAUGCUCCCGCUGAAGGAAAUUCGGCAGGAAAUGGAGAUAAUCGAAACUCAACAGCAGGGCCUGGAGAAGCAGGGAGUCGUUCUGGAGCAAAUGAUUAGGGAGCGUUGUGAGGGUGUCGGCCCCGAAAUGGACAUCACCGGAAUACAGACUAACUCGAAGGAAGUCGAGGAUCUGAUAAUGCAACUGUUCGAGCUGGUCAAUGAGAAGAACGAACUGUUCCGACGGCAGGCAGAGCUAAUGUAUCUGCGACGACAACAUAGACUGGAACAGGAGCAAGCAGAUCUGGAGUACGAAAUUCGGCUUCUAAUGGCGCAACCAGAGCGUAAUAAAACUGACUCUGACAAAGAGAAAGAAGAAGCUUUGAUAGCGCGUUUAGUUGAGAUUGUCCAGAUGCGCAAUGAGGUGGUGGACUGUCUGGAGAUGGAUCGUCUGAGGGAAGCCGAAGAGGAUAUGAGCAUCAAGCAGAGUAUUGAAGAACGGGUUGCCAACCAGCAGAAGCAUAGCAAGAAAGACACUGAUACGGAAAAAACGGCGAGUGGCGAUUCAUCCAUGAAACUUUCGAAAAAGGAAAAGAAAAAGCUCAAAGAAGCAAAAAAGUUGGUCAAAUCGAAGAAAAUUGACUCGGAGAAGGACGCAGAUGAAACCGAACACAGCACGAAAGAUAAGAAAAAGAAGAAAAAGUUCUUUGCUGACUUUCUGCACCACAAAUCAUAGUUCGUCGUUGAUCAAAUAUAUUUUUAGAGUUGAUUAUUUAUUAGCACAGAGUUGUAAACCUAAUAAAAAAUCACCGAUUGUAGCGGAACAGCAACCUAUGUCGAUUCUCAAAGCACUGUAAUCAGCACCGGAUGUAAACAGAGUUAAAAACUCUGAACUAUUGAAAUACUUAGAGAGGACCCCUUGGGCCAAGCUUCAAUGAUUACCCCGAAAUGAAAAAAAAAAACAUUCCAGCCACUGUUGAAUUCAACUUAAUCUUUACAAUUCGCAACUAUCGUGUCCAAAAGUAUUAUAGACUAUGCAAUGAUCCAAGCGCAAAAGGCUUUCAUAAAAUAGAUGAAAUAAUUACAAACUAUCUUUUUAAUGUUAGUUUUUUUCUUUCUUUUUUAUAUACAACCAGUAUGCUUAUGGUACACAAUACUACAUUUUUAGAUUAUGCUCUUGAAAACUUAUUCUUGCGUAUAGGAAUGGUUUUAUUUGAUAAUCUAAUGAUAAAUUUAUGUCAAGUGCUUCUCCUUGGAUCAUUGACGCACUGAACGGUUGUUACAAUAUAAAUGACUUGAACUAAAACCAUUGCUAUUCAUUGCAAAACAGUUUCAACAAAUUCACUGAUGCAUGUUGAAGGUAUCUUUGGAUUCGAAAGUUGAGAAAUGGUAAAUAAGAACAAUGUAGUUAACUAACUGUAUAGUCAUUAUAUGUUCUUUCAUGAUUCUUCGAUGCUAACGUAUUAGUUAAGUUUUUUUUUGUCUUGUGAUCAUCUCAUUUGUCAUUUCAGAUAGCAUUUAUCUAGAUACAAGUUAUACGCCCAUGUAAAAAUGACGUGUCCUAGUUAUUUUGUAAGAUUUGUCAACUUUUUUUAUUGUGUACAACAUCGAAGACUUGUUUUCCUGUGCGAUAUGUGAAUAUAACAAUAAAAGAAUUAUACAAAA